This is a messenger RNA of Colius striatus (speckled mousebird), 795 nucleotides long. It is a transcript of the gene UPK3A, whose product is annotated as uroplakin 3A. Lineage: Eukaryota; Metazoa; Chordata; Aves; Coliiformes; Coliidae. The coding region runs from base 1 to 795 and encodes 264 amino acids. The transcript is spliced from 6 exons. The record is from RefSeq and is a predicted model, not a curated record.
AUGUGUAGCCUUUGGGUUGUAUUAGCUUUUUGCUGCCUGGGACAGCUGCGUGCAGCUCAAAGCCUGAAGCCUCAGAUUGCAUCCCAUCAACUUGCUACAAACAAUCCCACUCUCACUACAAUUUCUCUAGAGAAACCCUUCUGUAUGUUUGACAGCUCACUGCAUCCAAAUAAAUCUUAUGUCAUCUACUUGUACACGAUGAAGGAAUCAGCGAAUGCAAUAAGCUCCCUGGUGACCGACAACAGUGGCAAACCACUCAACAGCACCUUCCAACAAACAAGCGGGGGGCAGCUCGGACCUUACAAGACUGCGCUAUUCCAUGUACCCAGCUGUGCAUCACCUCCCAAACUUGCGGAUGUAAGAGAUGUCAACAAAGUUUCUGAUGUCCUGAAACAAUACCUCUUCAGAGUCGGGGAUGAUGGUACUUGUUUGUAUGAUCCAAACUUCCUAGGUGUCUGCAAUCCACCUCUUUCAGCAAAUGCAACAUACAGGUUUAAAUAUGUGUUGCUAGAUAGCACUGAUGGUACCAUGAAAGACCAAACUCUCUGGUCUGAUCCAAUCAAAACCAGAAAAGUUAAACUUCCCUUGAAAAUUGAUACCUGGCCCGGUCGAAGGAGUGGAGACAUGAUUGUCAUUACAUCAAUCCUAAGUGUUCUUAUGUUCCUUCUACUUGCUGGCUUUCUUGUUUCUGUGUCCUCUGUUGUCAUGAGAUCAGAAGAUUCUUCUGCAGAGACAAGAUGCAUGUCUCAGACUACUCAACAAAGUGAACAGAGACCACAGUCAAACUCUGAGUGA